Molecule: messenger RNA, 405 nt
Organism: Podarcis lilfordi (Lilford's wall lizard)
Lineage: Eukaryota; Metazoa; Chordata; Lepidosauria; Squamata; Lacertidae
Source: the annotation of a GenBank genome assembly
AUGGAAAUCAUUGCAGCAGAGGAUGGAGUUGGCCAACCAGGUGCCUCCCCCAAUGUUUUUGAACGAUGCCCUCCAUCAGCUGCCAGGGUGGCGAAGGCCAAUGCGGAGAAACAGACGCGGGCAGCGGAAGAUCCCCCGCUUUUGUCGCUCGAGUCGACGCCGGGCUGUUUGGUCUGCCGGUUCGCUACCUCGCCUCGGCUGCUGCAUUGUCUUCCCCUGCUUUACAACACAGUCAUUAUAUCCCUAAACCACAUUGUGAUACACUGUGGCUUCUGUUUACGACUCCCCAAACUCCCACUUCAUAUAUCAGCUGCCAUAAAACCCAUCAAACCGCUGGUAGUAAAAUGGAGCACAGUGGUCGACGCAGGAGCCGGGCGGAAUUGUGUGAUACCCUACUGUGGUUAA